This is a messenger RNA of Pseudogymnoascus verrucosus, 1887 nucleotides long. RefSeq names its product Sir2 histone deacetylase Hst2 (gene HST2). The record is from RefSeq and is a predicted model, not a curated record. Bases 226 to 1656 code for a protein of 476 amino acids. Gene Ontology annotation, molecular function: NAD+ binding. The transcript has a single exon. Lineage: Eukaryota; Fungi; Ascomycota; Leotiomycetes; Thelebolales; Thelebolaceae.
AAUUCAACCCGCCGUGGACCAAUGAAUCAGGCUCCAGCGAUAUAAUAUUUAUGAUUUCGAGUUUAAAGCCUUAACACUCCGCCCAAGGAUUGAGGCUAUUACAGCUACCUAACCUCCUAUUUCUUAUAUACAAGUUGAACUUCUGCGCCAAUACCUCAAUACCUCGAAAGCAGACAACCUCGCCUCCCUCACCCCCCAAAACGACCCCGCGCCCUCACCGCAAAAAUGGGCCAAGACACCUCCCACGAGCUGGUCGACGAGGCCCUCCCCUCCAAAACCCUCCAAGACCGCUCCCUCAGCUCCGUAGCCACCUACCUCAACUCGCCCAAAGCCCAGCGCGUCGUCGUCCUCACCGGCGCCGGCAUCUCCACCAGCGCUGGGAUCCCCGACUUCCGCUCCCCAGACACGGGGCUAUACUCCAACCUCGCGCGUCUAAACCUUCCCUACCCCGAAGCCGUCUUCGACAUCUCCUUCUUCCGCGAGAACCCCGCGCCGUUCUACAUGCUGGCUCAGGAGCUGUAUCCCGGGAAAUACAAACCGACGGUGGCGCAUGCGUUUAUUGCCCUACUGGCGAAGAAGGGGCUGCUGCAUAUGCUGUUUACGCAGAACAUCGAUUGUCUGGAACGCGCGGCGGGGGUGCCGCCCGAGAAAGUCGUGGAGGCGCAUGGGAGCUUCGCGUCGCAGAGGUGUAUUGAUUGUAAGACGGAGUACCCGGAUGAGUUUAUGAGGGAGUUUGUUAGGUCGGGGGAUAUACCGUAUUGUGAGGAUGAGGCGUGUGGGGGGCUUGUUAAGCCGGAUAUCACGUUUUUUGGGGAGUCGCUGCCGCAGAGGUUUCAUAUGAAUACGCAUGUGCCGUCGCAGGCGGAUUUGAUGAUUAUUAUUGGGACGAGCUUGACUGUUCAUCCGUUUGCUUCGCUGCCUGAUAUGGCCCUGGAAGGAACCCCGAGGGUCUUACUAAAUAUGGAGAGGGUAGGGACCCUAGGGAGCAGACCUGAUGAUGUCCUGUUGCUAGGAGACUGCGAUAGUCAGGUCCGGAGGUUGGCAGAUGAGUUGGGUUGGAGGGACGACCUGGAGGCCCUUUAUAAGGAGGUCGGUGGGCCUGAAGCAGCGAGGGAGCCUGCAACGCCUGCUGCUAAACAGGAGAUAUUGGAAGAGGAGAUUGAGAAGUUGACCACAGAAGUUGAGCAAGCUCUGAAGCUAUCGGAUGGUCAUAAGAACGUUGAUCACAAGAGCGUUGAUCACAAGAGCGUUGAUCACGCACUGAAGAUCUCAGAUGGACAUAAGGAUUGGUUAGAGAAGCACCUGGCUACGAAGGUGGCUACAGGACCUACCGAGACCGUAUCACCAGCAGAUGAUGAAAAGGCACAAAAGCAAGACACCGAGAAGCCAGACGUAGAGCAGAAGGCACAAGAACCGAGUAGUGACCAAGUCUCGGAAGGUGGUAAAACCGGCGACACAGCCGUGAUAAGUUCCACGGUGGCAGAGUCAGACAUUCACACGGGAGAAAAAGAAUCUUCGUUAUCGAAAGACACAGAGAAUAACGACACCACAUCGAGUAUACCGGUAGAGACUAAAGAGAAGACGGCAGCAUCGACAGAGCCUAAAGUAGACGAUGCUCAUCCCAUACCGCUUGGUUCAGAGCCUUCUACGCAAUGAUGCCAUCUGUCUCUGCCUGGGCUGCUGGCACCUAUAGAAUUCUAGAACCCUUCUAUGAAGCAUAUAUAACACGUUGAAGCAAACAUUAUUAUUUAAAAGCCCUGCGUAAGUAUUCACAAGCUCAAAUUAUCCAAGAAUAGAUAGACUAGAAUGCAAAAUGGCAAGCUUGCCACCCCCAUUUGUAAAUCUAGAAAGGUUUUAUAACAACAAAUCAGUGCAGCCAUAUACAAG